Molecule: messenger RNA, 1011 nt
Organism: Lathyrus oleraceus (garden pea)
Lineage: Eukaryota; Viridiplantae; Streptophyta; Magnoliopsida; Fabales; Fabaceae
Exons: 2
Coding region: 1-1011 (336 amino acids)
Source: RefSeq, a predicted model, not a curated record
AUGUCACAACAUCAAAUUCCACCUGGUUCAGAAACUACUAAGCCUACUCACAAGGAUAGCACUCUUUCCAUGGACUUUCACGAUGAUGAGAUUUUGGAUGUGGUCCCACUGUCUGUUAUUCCCGGCGAAGCCCUUGAUUUAAACCAUCCCAUGGAUGCAUCAACUUAUGCAUGCCCCAAUCAAGGUAACCACUCUAGUAUCCCUUCUAGCUCAACUCACGCCACUAAUUCUAAGGAAGAUAUGCACCACAUUGAUCGUGUCAUAAGAAACCUAGUCACUAGAAUCCUUAAUGAAGGACUUUCUGUGAAGGGAGUCUCUACUCCCCUGUCUAAAAUAUACCCCUCUCCUAAGGUUGAACAUCAUAAUGAGAAGGAUGACGAUUCCUCUAGAUCUAAGAAGGACAUGGUUGCUGAAGGUUUAUGCUCUCUAGGGAAAACAGUGUGUCUGCAUGAUACUGCAAACAAUGUGAUUGACCUAGAGGAUGAUAGGUCUGAUGACCAAGAGGAUAACUUACUUCAACACUUAAAGCCUAGUGUGGCUAAGCGUAUGCAGACUAGAAAAGGAAGAUCUGUGGCUGAAAUGAUGUCAGCUAAAACUGCUAAGAAGACUGUUGGUGUUGGUCCUUCCAAAUCUUGGAGAAAGGUUGAUGUGAAGAAGAGGAAGGUUAGAGAAGUUUCUGAGUCUGAAGAAGAUGACCCUGACAUCUCCCCUGUUAAGAGGACCACUGUGAGGAAGUCCCCUGUGAAAGUUGUUGCUGUGCAUUUGGAUAAUAUCUCUUUCCAUCUUGAAGAUGGAGCUACCAAAUGGAAAUUUGUGAUUCAGAGAAGGGUGGUUGUAGAAAGGGAGUUAGGAAAGGAUGUUGUUGAAGUCAAAGAGGUCAUGGAUCUAAUAAAGAUUGUUGGGUUGAUGAAGACUGUGGCUGGCUUAUCUCAGUGCUAUGAGGGUUUGGUUAAGGAAUUCAUUAUCAACAUUCUUGAGGAUAUUGCUGACAAGAACAACAAGGAAUUUUGA